AUGACAUGGUUUGGAAGGUCAAAGGGUCGACGGUCGAAAUCUUUGGAUCAAUCGCAACCUCAACCUCAACCUCGUCCUCGUCACCAGCAGUCGCAGUCGGUGCAAUAUGUGGCCAGUGCGAUACCGCAACCUCUGCCGCAUCAGCAACAGCCAGUAUAUGCGAUGCCAGCGGGGGGAUACUCGAUGAACUCACUCCCUACGUAUCCUGCAUAUUCUCCACAGCCUGUCCAGCCUGUACCUGCACAACAUGCACCCCCGGUCGCAUAUCAACAUGCCAUGUCAACAUCAACACUCCAUCUACCACCACAACCUCCACCGCACCCCAGUCCAUCCCCAAAUCCCGGACUGACGCAACGAUCGCUUGCAAAAUGGCAGUCAUGCACGGAUAUAUCGAAGAUCAUGGUCUCGCAGACAGUUGGGGCGGCGAACAAUACAAUGACCGGAUCAAAGAACAUGGUCGUCGGAAUGACCCAUGCCACGAUGAACAGUUCGAGGAAUAUGGUCGGCAUAGCGCAUCUCACCGUAGCGGAUCUGGAACAGCAGCUGAAGGACUGUAUUAUGAGUGGGGUGGAUGUGUAUGCGGUCAUGUCGAAGAAAUUGGAUCAGAUCAUCACCUCGAUUGAUGAUGGGUUGUUUACGGGGAAGGAUAAGGAGAUGGUUGUCGCGUACGCUGUCAAGCAUAAAGAGGGUUCGAAAGAGAAGGAUAAGACUGUUCGACAUACUUGCACGACGUACUUUUCCAAGGUCUACCUUUACUCUAAUUCGCGAUUACCAUCUAACCUCCCUCCUUUGAAGCUAUACCGCCCCGCCUAUCCCCUCCUACGCCUCGCAGCGCAAUAUUCCCGUGACGUGUAUGAACGACCCACAGGUGUUGAACGGCAUUCAUUUGUCGAUUCCGACUGGCGCCACGGCACCAAGGCGAUGGUAAUCAAGUCCCUUUUAGUCGAUGACAUGGACACGAUCGUCUUCGCCAUCCGCGGCACGCAGAGCUUCCGUGACUGGGCCGUCAACAUGAAGACAGAACCAACAUCUCCACACCACUUCCUCGACGAUCCCAGCAACUUCUGCCACGCAGGCUUCCUAUCCGUCGCGCGGAAGAUGGUAGCACCUGUCGCUGCGCGCCUGCGUAGCAUCCUUGCUGAGAAUCCCCGUCGGUCAGGGUAUACUUUACUUCUGACUGGGCAUUCGGCCGGCGCGGCUGUCGCAAGUCUACUAUACUGCCACAUGCUUUCGGCGACGGUACGGUCUGAACUGACGCCUCUGCGAGACUACUUCAAGUGUAUCCACUGCGUCUCGUUCGGAUCACCACCUGUAUCUCUCCGUCCACUGCAGGUGCCCAUGCAGAAAACGUCAAUGUUCUUCUCGUUCAUCAAUGAGGGCGAUCCUGUGCCUAGAGCUGAAAAAGCCUACGUCGUCUCUCUGCUCGAUCUCUACGUCUCCCCGACAACCAACUUCUCGUUCGGAGCACGAAGACAGGAACGCAUGGGCAACCGGGCGCCUCGCGCCUGGCUCACUCCUCCGGCCACUUUAUCUAGAGCGGGGCUAUUGAUUCUUCUCCGGGAGAGGAAGAGUGGAGUGAUUCCAGAGGAUGCAUCGGUAUCAGGUGAUGAAGUGGUAGAGGCGCUAGUGACGACCGAUGCACAAGUGAGGGAGGUAGUAUUUGGCGAUCCAUUAAUGCACACGAUGGAUUUGUACGCGAAACGCAUCGACGAACUUGCCAGACACUGCUCAUCAUUCACAAUACCCAACUAG
This is a messenger RNA of Aspergillus wentii DTO 134E9, 1752 nucleotides long. RefSeq names its product lipase family protein. Bases 1 to 1752 code for a protein of 583 amino acids. Gene Ontology annotation, biological process: lipid metabolic process. Lineage: Eukaryota; Fungi; Ascomycota; Eurotiomycetes; Eurotiales; Aspergillaceae. The record is from RefSeq and is a predicted model, not a curated record. The transcript is spliced from 3 exons.